Molecule: messenger RNA, 1619 nt
Organism: Patiria miniata (bat star)
Lineage: Eukaryota; Metazoa; Echinodermata; Asteroidea; Valvatida; Asterinidae
Exons: 2
Coding region: 577-1545 (322 amino acids)
Molecular function (GO): nucleic acid binding
Source: RefSeq, a predicted model, not a curated record
UGUGGCGCUCUUAUGUAAUACCAGACGUGGCGCUCUUAUGUAAUACCAGACGUGCGCUCUUAUAAUACAAAUUCUUCUAAUACCCUCCUAAUCUUGUGUGGCUAUAUAAGCACGCCCGUAUUCAUUGUUCGUUGCAGUUGGCUUCAGGGCGUUGGCUUCAUCAUGACUUUCUGUACCAUUUUCUGUAGUCAUAUUAAAUUAUUUGGAAGCGAAGUUUGAGUGUCCUGUGUUUGGAUUUGAGUUGUCCAAUGUCUGUUUUUAUAAAUUCCUAAUUCGCUACAUCACAAGCAUCAUAAGAAAUGGUGGAAGAUCCGCACCAACUCUGUGUUUCUACACCGAGCUUUCCCGGUCCUUCAUUCCGGACUCUGACGGCCAACGCCCCGGUCAGCUGCCCUUGCCGGGCACGAUCACUGUACGAGAUGGCCUAUUUUGGUUCCAUUGAAGAACAUAGAUGCAUCCACAGUAGCUAGAGCACUCUACGACAAUGUUAUUUGUGAACAUGGGUGUCCAGAGACUCUACUAAGUGACAGAGGAUCAAACUUUCUUAGCAAGGUGGUAUUAGAGGUGUGUCGAAUCAUGCGAACUCACAAAUUAAAUACCAGUUCCUAUCAUCCUCAAUGUAAUGCUAUUCAAGAAAGGUUCAACUCAGUUAUCCUUGAUACCAUUUCUCACUAUGUAAAUACAUGUCAUAAUGACUGGGAUCAAUACUUAACCUCCGUACAGUUCGCUUAUCGCACUACUCCUGCUGAAAAUUCUGUGGGAUUCAGCCCCUUCUUCCUUUUAUAUGGUAGAGAAGCAAGGUUACCCUUAGAUGUGACACUCCUUACAAAUUCCAAUUAUCCAGAGAAAACACUUAGAGAGCACAUGCAUCACUUGGUUUCCCAACUUGAAGUUUUUCGAGAUGUAUCCAAGCGUCAUGCAGAGCUCAAUCAAGCCAAAAUGAAAGAGCGUUUUGAUGAAAAAGCACAAAAGGUACCAUAUCAAAUUGGAGACACAGUUUGGAUUUAUAUUCCUGCAUUCCAAAAAGGACUAUCCCGUAAACUUAUGAAGUUUUGGGCUGGACCGUAUCUUUUAGUAGAACAGACAUCUCCAGUAAAUUUUCGAGUUAGAAAUCUUGAAAAUAAUAAAUUACUGUCUUCCCCAGUACACGUGAACCGAAUGAAAUUUGCAUAUAACAGAUAUGUUCGCCCAAGUAAUGAUUCUGUUCCAUUUGAUCCAAAGCAGAAUACAUCAAUACUAGGUUUGCAAGAAGAUGACUGCCCACAAAACAUUUUCCAUCCUCUCACGGCAGUACAUCAGUCCAGUGAGUCGGAAUCUUCUGGAAUUCCCUUUGUUCCAGGAUUACCGCAGAUUUCAGAGAAACCCAAAGAAUAUGAAAUUGAGCGCAUAAUCAGAGGCAGGUAUAAGAAUAAGCGACUUGUGUACCUGAUCAAGUGGAAAGGUUUUCCUCACUCAAAGAAUACUUGGGAACCCGAAACAAAUUUGAAUGCUGCGGCAUUAGAGUUCCUUAAAACACAUCCAGUGAAGAUUUCAGGUAAAAUGUAAAAUAAAAUUUAAAAAAAAAGAAAAAAAAAAAAAAAAAAAGAAAAAAAAAAAAGAAAAAAAAAGAGAAAAAAAGA